AAGUGUUUUUAAGGAAGCUCUCUCUCUCACCAGUUUCUUCUUUUAUAAUCAUAUGUUGUGAAGAAAGAGAGGAAAAUGGCCAGAAAAAGCCGAUAGUGCUCAUCAGCUGCUUUUGCUUAAAGAUAUUUCAGUCAUGGAAGAUUGCAUGUUGUAUUUGAGCAACAUGGUUCAGACAUCAACUGUAUGUGAAUACAACAUGGGGGGUGAAGGCGACUUAUUCAAAGCUCCAGAGCCAAUUAUCGAGGAAUCGUUUUCAGGUCUCGAUCCUAUGAUGGCUGCAAUUUCAAUGAUGUCCUUUGGCAAUCCCAACAUCUCCUUAGAGGGACUUAAAGAUUCAGACUUUGAAUCACUGCAAAGUGAUCAGCUUUUGAGUGAGGUUUACUAUGAAUGUGAGAAGGAUCUUUUAGAGAAAGCAGCAAUACAUACACCGCUGUCUGAAGUUUUCGAUCUUAAGAGUCAGACUUCAAAUACGGACGAACACCAAAUUCCAGAAAACAAACCAGUUCCUGAUGCAACACUUCAGAAGAGUGUUAGCUCAGGAUGCUUAAGAUCAAUGGACUGGAUGCAAGGCCCCGCAAUGAAAUCCAGUAUUUUAGAUUUUAGUGGAAUGGAUAUCAAUGAGGUGUAUGGGAUGCGACGGGCAUUUAGCGAAGGCGAUAUCAAGACUCUUAGUAAUGGUUCUGGGAGCCAGUUCCAUUCUUCUCUCGAGCGGCCGCUGAUAAUCAGCAAUUGCACGGCCGAAGAACGCAAAGAAAAGCUAUCAAGAUACCGAAACAAGAGAACAAAAAGGAACUUUGGCAGAAAGAUCAAGUAUGCUUGUAGAAAGGCUUUGGCUGACAGUCAACCAAGAAUCAGAGGAAGGUUUGCCAAGACUGAAGAAUCUGAGAUAAGGAUCAGGCAAUGAUAUCAUGAGGAAAUCAUGUGGUUAGAAGAAGAAUCUACGAUUAGUUUGUUUAGAAGGGCUGAAAUGAAAGGUGUAGAAGAUAGAAUUGUAAAUAGUGUUUGCUUAAUAAAAACAAAAGCAAAAACAAAAAGAAGCAGAAGUGUUUGUUCAUAGUAGUGCUGCUUUGUAAUAUUGAUGUUUGUACUUUCUAUUUUCUAAUUCAAGUUCUAUGAUCUGUAUCAAUUACAGUUCUAAUUAUGGCUCCUAAAAUCAUUUGUCUUCAAACAAUGUUUUAGUUCA
Cucumis sativus (cucumber) is the source of this 1183-nucleotide messenger RNA. Its product is annotated as two-component response regulator-like APRR7. The record is from RefSeq and is a predicted model, not a curated record. NCBI's taxonomy places the organism in Eukaryota, Viridiplantae, Streptophyta, Magnoliopsida, Cucurbitales, Cucurbitaceae. Bases 134 to 904 code for a protein of 256 amino acids. Gene Ontology annotation, molecular function: protein binding. The transcript has 4 exons. Gene Ontology annotation, biological process: regulation of flower development. Gene Ontology annotation, cellular component: nucleus.